AUGAUGGAUCGAUCAGAAGAUUGUGAGUUACCNUUGGGUGAUAUCGAAGUUGAUAACGAAGGUCGUGCUGUUAUCGUUGAGUUUCAUAUUGCUGAAGUUGAUUCAACAACCGAGGACGGUGAUAAGCCAAGUACAAGUCAAAGUUCAUGUGUGGAGCUUCAAGAUCGACUAGAGAAAUUGGUAAUCAUAAAUGUCUAUUGUCCUCGUUAUAAUCUGGACAAUACGGAGCGUUUCGAGUUCAAACUGAGGUUUCAUCAACUUUUGAGUGCUCGAGUGCAAGAGUAUAGAUCGAGCGGUUAUCAUGUUAUCAUUAUUGGUGAUGUGAACAUUGCUCAUAAGGCAAUUGAUCAU
Messenger RNA from Anisakis simplex (herring worm), 351 nucleotides. The record is from the annotation of a GenBank genome assembly. Lineage: Eukaryota; Metazoa; Nematoda; Chromadorea; Rhabditida; Anisakidae.